Venustampulla echinocandica is the source of this 1281-nucleotide messenger RNA. RefSeq lists its product as uncharacterized. The transcript is spliced from 3 exons. NCBI's taxonomy places the organism in Eukaryota, Fungi, Ascomycota, Leotiomycetes, Helotiales, Pleuroascaceae. Gene Ontology annotation, biological process: protein phosphorylation; mitotic DNA damage checkpoint signaling. Gene Ontology annotation, cellular component: nucleus; cytoplasm. The coding region runs from base 1 to 1281 and encodes 426 amino acids. Gene Ontology annotation, molecular function: ATP binding; protein serine/threonine kinase activity; protein binding. The record is from RefSeq and is a predicted model, not a curated record.
AUGGUUUCUCUUAUUAGCAUUGGGUCACAAUUAGGCCAGGGAGGACGCGCACGUGUCUGGGAGGCCGCAACGAGUGAAGGGCAGGUAAUCGCACUCAAGGCUUAUUGGAAGAAGCGCCAUUCUCAAGAUGAACGGAUUGCAUAUAAGCAUCUCCAAGAAUUGGGCCUUGCCCCUACUUAUCUGCCUCGAUACUAUGGCCCAGUCCGUUUUACUCGAGACAAUCUGCGAAGUAUCCUAUAUUACAAGCAGCCUGCUAUAUACCGAACUGGAGUUGCAAUUGAGAGAGUAAAGGGUCUCCGUCUCGACAAACGUCUCAUGAAAGAUAUGUCUGAUGAAGAACUUAGAUCUCUCGAAGAAAGGCUUUUGGCAGCCUUGUCGGAUCUCCAUAAUAAUGGGAUUUGUCAUAGGGAUAUUAAAGGUGACAAUAUCUUACUGGCAGGCUCUCAACACCCGUGGGGUUUUGUCAUUAUUGAUUUUAGUGACGCAAUCACUCGGAAGUCUACGCCUUACAAUGCACAAUGGAAAAGCGCCUGUAGCGGGGAUAGAGUGACUAUCCUGGAAUUAUUCAAGGAUGCAAGGUCAUCAAAGGCAGUCAUUGCUGGUUGCCAACUCAUUCAAGAUACGAUAUCUGCCCUGCCUUCAAAUACAAGCGAGGUUGAAAUUUCAGACCAUUUCAACCAGGACCUACAGGUACAGCUCUCAGAACUCCUAGUUUCUGCAAGAUCCGGCUACACUGUUACGCUUCCAACUCUCGUCGACCGGAUAUUGUCCACUAUCAAACAUCCUGUUCCACAGCUCGGUCUACCACUUGUCUGCGCCCUUCGUAGUUUGGGAAGGAACGAUGAUGCUCUUUGCAUAGUUGAAGAUUGCAUUGCCGCUGGAUUUGCUGAAAGCAAUGCCAGCCUCAUACCUUCAUUCGACUACCAGAAGGCAUUGAUUCUAAAAUUGCACAAUUCUAAGCCUUUAGCUCUACGAUAUUUCAACAGCGCAUUAUCAGGCUUUGAAAAACAGCUCGGCCCCGAUCAUAUCACUACCCAAAGCUGCCGUUACGACCUUGCUUUGCAUCAUAUCAGCUGUGGCGACCUCAUAACUGCCAAAACCAUGCUGGUUAGUAUUGCAGAAGUUAUUCGAGCCAAAAAGCGGAAGACAAAUAGCGAGAAGCACCUCUUGCAACAUAUAGGUUGGAACUUAAGAGCAGCCAGGUUUGAUAGAAUACGCCUGGAGGAGAACGAUGACGCCCUAUUGGUUGAGGUCACUGUUGAUACCAAAGUCAAGCCAUAA